Molecule: messenger RNA, 3687 nt
Organism: Ambispora gerdemannii
Lineage: Eukaryota; Fungi; Glomeromycota; Glomeromycetes; Archaeosporales; Ambisporaceae
Source: the annotation of a GenBank genome assembly
AUGGUAGACGAAAGUCUUGAAAAUGAUACAAUUGAUGAGAGUGUUAAUAAUCCGCAACCUGCUGCUGUUACACCAUCUUUUCACCCUCAAGAAAUUGGAAGCAGCACAUUUUCCUCCUUUAACCCGUAUUAUAACGAUAAUACACCCGACGACGAGGAGCACGAACCCUUUUACACCGAUUCGACGGGACUAAUGCGUAAAGUUUCAAACAUGUCAAACUUAUCUGAGGCAAAUCUUCCGUUGACUUCAAAUGCUGCAAAUAUGUCCCCGACUCAAUCAAUGAGUCUUGGCUCGAAACUGACUGCUGGGGGAGCAGGUGGAGGUGAUAAUAAUAAUAACACAGGACGUACUAUAUAUCUUAAUGAUCCACAAAGGAACGAUCAGAAUCGAUAUCUGCAUAAUCGGAUAUCGACGGCAAAAUAUAAUUUUGUUACCUUUUUACCAAAGUUUUUGUAUGAGCAGUUUUCAAAAUAUGCCAAUUUGUUCUUUUUGUUUACAGCUUCUAUUCAGCAAAUAAAAAAUGUAUCACCGACAAAUCGAUACACUACCCUUGGUCCAUUGGUGGUAGUAUUGGCAGCCACAGGAUUCAAAGACAUAAUGGAAGAUUAUAAACGACACCGCUCGGAUUCCGAGGUGAACUCACGAGACUGCAAUACACUCCUGGGCAACACAUUCGUAGCAAAAGGAUGGCACUCUGUAAAAGUAGGCGAUAUUGUUCGUAUAGAGGGCGGUGAUUUUUUUCCCGCUGAUUUAAUUCUGCUGAGUAGUUCGGAACCCGAGGGGUUAUGCUAUAUAGAGACAAGUAAUUUGGAUGGUGAAACAAAUCUCAAGGUUAAACAAGCGCUGCCUGAAACUGCUGGGCUUACAUCGCCGACGGGAAUUAGCCAGUUAACCGGGUGCCUUAAUUCAGAAAAUCCAAAUAACAGCUUGUAUACCUACGAAGGAACACUUGUCAUGAAUACACCUAGUGGGGGUAAACAGCUUCCUCUAGAUCCUACACAAUUAUUACUUAGAGGAGCACAAUUAAGGAAUACCAAAUGGAUAUACGGUAUCGUAGUUUUCACCGGACACGAGACAAAACUAAUGAGAAAUGCAAGUGCGACUCCAAUUAAAAGGACAAGCGUUGAAAAAAUGGUCAACGUACAAAUUAUAUUUUUAUUUGGAAUAUUGUUGACCAUGAGUUUAGCAUGUUCGAUCGGUUAUACUGUGAAAACGCUUAAAUCCGGUUUGCAAUUGGAUUAUCUCAAACUGGCAGAUACUAGUUACAUAGGACAAUUUGGAUUCAAUAUUCUUACAUUCUUAAUUUUAUUCAAUAAUCUCAUACCGAUAAGUUUGAUUGUCACAAUGGAAAUUGUUAAAUUCAAACAAGCUGAUCUUAUUAAUUCUGAUUUGGAUAUGUAUUACGAGAAGACUGAUACGCCUGCAUUAUGCCGGACUAGUAGUUUAGUAGAAGAAUUAGGACAGAUUGAAUAUAUUUUCUCCGACAAAACCGGCACAUUAACAUGCAAUGAAAUGGAAUUUCAGCAAUGCUCCAUCGCGGGAUUAGCUUAUAUGGGUGAAGAUAUGAAACGUGCUCAGAAUGAUGGAUCUACGGUGGGACAAUACGACUUCAAACAAUUAAAAGAGAAUUUGAAAAAUCACUCAACAGCCAAUGCGAUCAACGAAUUUUUGACUCUUUUGGCGGUUUGUCAUACUGUUAUUCCGGAAAGAAAUGAAAAGGAUCCUAAUACGUUCAUAUAUCAGGCAUCGUCUCCAGAUGAGGGUGCUCUGGUAAAAGGUGCUUCCUUAUUGGAUUAUACUUUUACGACUCGUCGUCCCAAAUCAGUUACCAUUGUCGCCAAUCAACAAGAAAUGCAAUACGAAAUCCUCAAUAUAUGUGAAUUCAAUAGUACACGAAAGCGUAUGUCAACAGUUGUACGUAGUCCCGAUGGCAAGAUCAAACUUUACUGCAAGGGUGCCGACACCGUCAUCCUGGAACGACUGAGUGGAGACAACCCAUUCGUCGAUGCAACACUACAACACUUGGAAGAAUAUGCCACCGAAGGUUUACGAACAUUAUGUAUCGCAAUGCGAGAAAUAUCAGAAGAUGAGUAUCAAAGAUGGUCCGGGGUAUACGAAAAAGCUUCCACCACACUGAAUAAUCGUCAAGAUGAGCUUGAUAAAGCUGCUGAGAUGAUUGAAAAAGAUUUGUUCCUGUUGGGUGCUACUGCUAUCGAAGAUAAAUUACAAGAUGGCGUGCCUGAGACGAUACAUACAUUGCAACAGGCUGGUAUCAAAAUCUGGGUGCUAACCGGGGACAGACAAGAGACGGCCAUUAAUAUCGGAUUGAGUUGUAAAUUGAUUCAAGAAGAGAUGUCGUUGAUUAUUGUGAAUAAGGAAAGUCAUUGGGAAACUAAAGAGUUUCUCGAGCAAAAAUUACAGGCAAUAAAAGCUCGUGUUAAUCCUGAUACUGAGCCGCUUGCACUUGUCAUUGAUGGUCGAUCACUAGAAUUCGCACUCGAUAAAGAACUAGAAAAGAUUUUUCUCGAACUCGCAACACUAUGCAAAGCGGUAAUAUGUUGUCGUGUCUCACCACUACAAAAAGCACUAGUCGUAAAACUAGUAAAACACCACCUGAAAGCAAUCCUCCUAGCCAUAGGCGAUGGGGCAAACGACGUAUCGAUGAUUCAAGCAGCUCAUGUCGGCGUGGGUAUUAGUGGUCUAGAAGGGUUACAAGCGGCUCGAAGUGCCGAUGUUGCUAUCAGUCAAUUUCGAUAUUUGAAGAAACUUCUAUUGGUGCAUGGUGCUUGGAGUUAUCAACGUUUGAGUAAAUUGAUCUUGUAUUCUUUUUACAAGAAUAUUACUCUCUACAUGACGCAGUUUUGGUUCGCAUUCCAAAAUGGAUUUUCUGGACAAGUUAUCUACGAAUCGUGGACUAUAAGUUUUUAUAACGUGUUAUUCACUGUGUUACCGCCACUUGUUAUCGGAAUAUUCGAUCAGUAUGUGAGUGCAAGGAUGUUGGAUCGAUACCCGCAAAUGUAUAUGCUGGGCCAAAAAAGUGAAUUUUUCAAUGUUAAAAAUUUCUGGGGAUGGACAAUAAAUGCUUUUUAUCAUUCUUUGGUUCUUUAUUGGGUUUCAGUAUAUAUGUUUGAAGAUGAAUUACUCUUGUAUAAUGGACAAGCGGCAGGUCAUUGGGUCUGGGGUACAACAUUGUACACGGCUGUGCUUGCCACAGUAUUAGGAAAAGCAGCGUUAAUAACAGAUUUAUGGACCAAAUACACAUAUUUAGCAAUUCCUGGCUCUUUUAUUUUCUGGAUAAUUUUCCUACCCAUCUACGCAUCAAUCGCGCCAAAACUAAAUUUUUCGGAAGAAUACGAUGGAAUCGUGCCGCAAUUGUUCACUAGCGCGGUGUUUUAUUUGACUGUUGUUCUUUUACCCGUAUUUUGUCUCUUGAGGGAUUAUGUGUGGAAAUACACCAAACGUAUGUACAAAGCAAGAGCAUAUCACACCGUUCAAGAAAUACAGAAAUUCAAUAUUCCCGAUUAUCGACCGGGUAUGGAACAGUUCCAAAAAGCUAUUCGAAAAGUUCGUGCCGUUCAACGGUUACGGAGGACUCGUGGAUUUGCGUUUUCACAAAACGAAUCUGGCCAGGAAUCCAAAGUUAUCCGUGCUUACGAUACCACUCUGCAAAAACCAACAGGCUUGUAA